UAGGUGUUGAGUCACAAGUUGAGCCCAUCUUGCAGCGUCACUGUCGAGGUCCCUACCGACGAACAUUCCCGAUCAUCAACCGGAGGGAAGCUGACCAGUGACUCAACAGGAACCACACCGUAAGGACAGGCUGCGUCGGGCGGUAGUAAAGUACACAUAUACCCAGUUAUAAACACCGCUUAUACGGCAGGAGAUUCCUACACCGUUCCUAGCAGGCAGUGACAACACAGCGGCAUUGCUCAUCGACUAUUUGCAAAAUGCCAGUCCUUGGGUGUCGGAAGAGAAGGACGGAGGACAUCAGCCCCGUCAACUUCUCCAUCAACGGACAACAACAUACAGUGACCGGCGAAUAUGACGUGACGACAUCCCUCAACGACUACAUCCGUGACGGCGCGGGUCUGCCGGGGACCAAGGUGAUGUGUAAGGAGGGAGGGUGUGGCUGCUGCGCCGUCACCGUCACCAAGCCGGACCACAGCACCGGGAAGGACACCUCGUUUUCUAUCAACUCCUGUCUAUGUCCCCUCUACUGUGUGGACGGCUGGAAAAUCACCACGACGGAGGGUCUGGGGAACUCCAAAGAUGGAUUCCACCCAAUACAGAAGAGAAUCGCUGAGUUCAACGGCACUCAGUGUGGCUACUGUACACCAGGAAUGGUCAUGAAUAUGUAUGGAAUCCUACAAAAGAACGCUACUCCUACUGAGGAGGAAAUUGAGAACCAGUUUGGGGGCAACAUCUGCCGAUGUACCGGGUACAGACCCAUCCUGGACGCCAUGAAAUCCUUCGCUAAGGACUCCACCAUUCCUGGAGGGUCAUGCAUUGAUAUUGAGGAUCUGAAGAUCUGUCCCCGAACUGGCAAGACCUGUGAAGGACACGGCGACUCGUCCAACGGAUCCUCUGCUAAUGGAAGUUCUGCCAAUGGCUCCAGUGCUAAUGGGUCCUCAAAUAGUGUCGGUUUCCUGGUCAAGACGGGUGGAAAGAGUUGGUACCGACCCCAGACACUCAAGAACCUGGUUCGAAUUUUUCAAACCAACAAAGGGGCAAAGGUUCGACUUGUGCAUGGAAACACGGCAUCUGGCAUCUACAAGAAUGAAGGGCCUUUCGACGUGUUUGUGGACUUACAUGACGUAAAGGAGCUCUACAAGAUUGAGUCCUCUGCCAAAAGCGUCCGUUUCGGAGCUGGCCUGUCCAUCUCCGACCUCAUCGAUGCCCUGCAGAAGAGGGCCGACGACAAGGGCUACAGCUACUUCAGCGGCAUCGCCAACCACCUCCUCAUGAUCGGCAACGUCCUCGUCAGAAAUGCUGGGUCUUGGGCUGGUAAUCUGAUGAUCAAGAACGCCCACCCUGACUUCCCCUCCGAUGUCUUCACCCCACUGGAGGCCGCAGGGGCCAAGAUAUUCAUCCUGGACAGUAAGGAUGGGAGUGUCAAGUCUCACACACUGACCAGCCUCGCCCUCAACCUGGACAUGACGGGGAAGAUCAUCACCUCUGUGGAGUUGUUCAAGCAGGUUGACAAAUACAGGUUCCGGUCUUACAAAAUCAUGCCACGAUCACAGAAUGCCCAUGCCUACGUGAACGCUGCGUUCCGGGUCACUAUCGAGCCAGCGAAAUUCCAAGUGCUCGGAAAACCUUCCCUUGUGUAUGGCGGAAUUGAUAAAAAGACGAUCCAUGCCACAAAGACAGAGGACUUCCUCACAGGGAAGAGUCUGACGGAUCCUGCGGUGAUUCGCGGUGCACUGGAAUCUCUUAAAUCAGAGUUGAACCCCGACUAUGAGGAAUUGCUAGCAAGCGUUGAGUUCCGGAGAAACCUGGCCGUCAGUCUCUUCUACAAGUUCAUCCUCAACAUCUGCGAGUCCAAGACCCCCUUGACGCAGUCCGGUGGAGUCCUUCUAGAACGCCCAAUAUCCAAGGGUCACAGAGAGUUCCCAGAGCAAAAGGCGGAAUGGCCUCUCAAACAACCAAUGCCUAAAAUUACUGCCCCAUUUCAGGCUUCUGGCGAGGCAGAGUUCAUCAAUGACAUGCCUUCCUCGUCAAAGGAAUUGUGUGGAUCUUUCAUCCUGACCUCCGUUGGCUGUGGUACUAUUGACCACAUUGAUCCUUCGGAAGCAUUGCUGAUGCCAGGAGUUGUCGACUUCAACAUCAGUCAAAGAUGUCGUCAGAAUAACAUCAUGCCAAGUUUUCCCGGCAUGCAGUUUGUCCCAGAAGAGCUAUUUUGCAGUGGGGAUGUGAAAUACUCAGGACAAUCGCUUGGGUUCGUAAUUGCAGAAUCUCAGACACUCGCUGAUGCAGCAGCAGACAAGGUGAAGGUCACCUACAAAGACGUCAAACCCGCCAUUGUGACCAUCGAAGACGCCAUUAGAGAGGAGAGUUACCAUGCCAAUCCUAUGGUUGAUCAUAAAACUGGAGAUCCGGAAGAUGCACUGAGCAAGGCUUCUCGAAAACUGACAGGCGAAUGCAGACAAGGAGGUCUCUAUCAUUUCUACAUGGAGAAUAACGUGGCGCUGGCUGUUCCGGCUGAAGACCGUCUAGACGUGUACAGUUCUUCCCAGGGCACCGACAUAGUUCACGCAGUCUCUCCACACUUCAACGUGUGCACACCUCGAGUGGGCGGGGCAUUCGGGGGUAAAGCAUUUGGCUCCCUCCCUGUUGCUGCUGCAGCUGGUUUGGGGGCUUACAAACACAACAGGCCAGUGAAAUGUAAUGUUGGCCUGUCGGCGUCGAUGAGAAUGAACGGGAAAAGACCUGCUUUGUGGGCGAAGUAUGAGGUGGGGUUCGACGACAGCGGCCGUAUCGACGUCAUCUCUUUCGAAAUUUACGUUAAUUGUGGCUACACCGCAAACUUUGCCUUCAUAUAUCACGAAAUCCUAACUCAUAUUGACCAAGGCCCCUACCCAGCGGGAUUCCUCAUUGAGGCCGUGUUGGAAAAUGUGGCCCAAAGUCUUGGCAAAGUUGCAGCUGAUGUGAAAGAGGCCAACCUUUACAAAGAAGGCCAGAUUGACAUACUUGGCCACGAACUAAAGGACUGCACGAUGGGUAAGUUGUGGCAACAGCUGAGACAGGCGUCCGAGUUCGACAAACGACGGGGAGAGGUCGACACCUUCAACAAGGCAAACCUCUGGAAGAAACGAGGCAUCACCAUGACGCCAGCCAAAUACGGAUUCUUCUACAUGGGUGCCGGCGUGUCUGUAGACGUUGCCAUAUACAGCAGAGAUGGCACUGUCACCGUCUCCCAAGGGGGCGUGGAGAUGGGACAGGGACUCUACACAAAGCCCCUGAACCCUGAACCCAGUAUCUGCUCGUAUACGCGUGCUGCAGGCGGUGGCAAGCACCCUGGGUAUACCCUCAACAUGGUGCGAAUGCGACAUGUCAACUCCCACUUGGCCGCCAACAACACCGUCACAGGUGGGAGUGUUUCCAGCGAGCACGCCGUCCAGUCCGCCAUAACCUGUUGUGAGACACUGAAUGAAAGGUUGCAGCCAUUCCGGACCAAGCAUCCCGACUACGACUGGAAAAACAUCAUCGGCGUGGCCAGCCUCGCCAACGUUGAUCUCACUGCGAAGCACAAGUUUGUCCCCAAGAAACAUGACGGUCCUGGAAUGUUCCACUACUUCUCCUACUCGGCGGCAGUCACGGAAGUGGAGCUGGAUGUUCUCACCGGGCAGAGUCAGAUACGGAGAGUUGAUAUCCUGUUUGACUGCGGGGAAAGUCUGAACCCAACCAUUGACAUUGGUCAGAUAGAAGGUGCAUACCUGAUGGGUGUAGGGGGGUUCAUGUUUGAGGAAGUGAAGUACGACUCGAAGACAGGGGGCGUGCUGAACGAUGGCACCUUCUUUUACAAACCUCCUCUGGCUAAAGAUAUCCCAAUAGACUGGAGGAUCAAACUGCUGGCUGACGCUCGUAACCCGCUCGGAAUCAGAGGGUCAAAAGCGUCUGGUGAGCCCCCCAUCGUACUGUCGUCCGGGGUGUUCUAUUCUCUCAAACAGGCCAUGGAGGCAGCCCACCUCGACAAUACCGGUUCCUCUGAAUUCCAGCCAUCAGUGGCGCCGUUGACCGUGGAGAGACUGCGCCUGGGCUGCGGCUUCAACAUGGCCAAGAUGACGCUGUAGAUGAAGGAGGAGUCAACGAUCGGAAACUACCCUCAGAAUAGCACAGCUGGAUUGGGCCAACAUAUAUAAACUUGUUUAACAGAGUGGCCGAGUUGGACAUUAACUGUAUUCCGUAGCGUAAUGAACGUCUCACAGACGUAGUAGAUAGUUCCCGGGAAAAAUAUGUAUUAACACGACAUACCUUGAAAAGUGCAUAUUCAGUAACAAAUAUUAUUGAACGUACUAAAGAUAGAAACAAAACCAACAACAUGAUUGUAUAUUAAGGUGAAAGGACAAUAACACAGCACCGAGAGCACCACGAAGGUAACCAGUGUCUUCUUAUCUACACUUAGUGUUAGAGUAGUCAGGGUACAUUUAUAAGGAAACGAGAUCAUCUCAUGUCCAAUGUGUAUCGACUAAUGUGCACUUGCACAGGCUGUUUAAAUGUGUCUACUGGGAUAAAAUAGCUUCUUAUUUCUUUAUAGAUGAUGCAGCAAAGGCUAUAAACUAUUCAAUUUAUAGAUUCCAAUUACCAAAGUUAUCACAGAGUUCAUAUAUUUCAUGACAUAAUUAAGGGAUGAUUUCUGGACAUGUAUAGAGAGCAAUGUUUGAUGAUGAUAACCCUGUAUCCCAUAGUUUAAUAAUUAGUAGCUAUUAUUCAAGAAUAUUUGCUGGUAACGUUUUUGUUAUACAUUCAUUAUGUUUGUCAACAUUAUUAAAUCGAAAUAAAAUAUUUAUGCAUCAAA
This is a messenger RNA of Haliotis rubra (blacklip abalone), 4828 nucleotides long. RefSeq names its product xanthine dehydrogenase-like. NCBI's taxonomy places the organism in Eukaryota, Metazoa, Mollusca, Gastropoda, Lepetellida, Haliotidae. The record is from RefSeq and is a predicted model, not a curated record. The transcript has 34 exons. The coding region runs from base 258 to 4103 and encodes 1281 amino acids. Gene Ontology annotation, molecular function: oxidoreductase activity; iron-sulfur cluster binding; FAD binding.